UCUAGCAAAAAUGUGAAAUAGUCAUUGGUUCCAGACCAACAAAUGUAAAGAAUUCCUGCUUUUUUUGUGAUUUAUAUCACAGUAAACUUGAUAUCUUUGAAAUUUGUACUCUUGGUCAGAUAAAAACUAAAGUUUUUAAGGAAGCAGCAAGAGACCUUUUUCACUAUUUUUGGACUUUAAUAUACCAAAUGGUUAAUCUAUUAAUGAAGAAAAUAAUUGGCAAGCUACUCAACAGUGAAUGCUAUCAUUUAGAGCCUUAAUUAGUGUAGUGUCGGUGCAGGGGUACUUGAACUCAUCUGAUAGGGCUUUUGGGAUACAUCAGACAAAAAACCAUUGGGAACCAUUGGUUUAGAGUCUGUGAUUGUUCAUCAUGCCCCUCUUGUCCUCACACUGCUGAUCAAAGUCUGUAGCUCUCUUGGCAUUGUUGAAAGUGGUCAACUAGUAUGUAAAUGUCUUUUGUCAGACGCUGGGAUAAAUGAAGAAGUUGAUUACAGCUUUAGCCAGGAGCAGUUGCUGUGGAUUUAGCUGGUAAGCUUCUUCCACUGUAGACCACAAAACAGCCAUGCAUUCCAGUCCAGUCAUUCUGAUUCACUGGACACCUGUGCAGUACCAUAGCCGGGCCAUUUCUCCCACUAUAUUAACUUUCUGAGCAUGCUAGAAAUGACAUUAAAAGGGCUCCAAACUGAAAAACUAAUGGAAUGUAAAGCUAAUCUAAAUAUGCUAAUCCCCAAACACUUCAUAAACAUGGACAGAAACAGCCCACCACCCACUCUCUGUAGUCACUCGCUGUGGAAUGUUUUAGCCACAGGGGGUCUAGCAGUAAUGACAGGCUUGUGGUGGAUUAAUGUGGAGUUAUUUAUUUCUGAUAGAGCGAGUCCCCUCCCACUCCUACCCUGCACCCCCUCCUUUUUAGGUCUCCAUGACUCCUGGAGAUGCUCAGAAGAGGCGGCCUUAAACAUUAUGUUGAUGCAGUCUGCCCAGACCACCGCUGCCUGCAUUCUCACACAGCAUUCUGGGAUAUCUUCAGCCCUCUACCUGCUCUUAGCUAAUUACUUUAUUGCCAUGCAUUCACACUGUAAUUGGUCUUGCGCUGCUGCCUCCCCUCCCUCUGCUGCACCAAGUGCUAGUUUGAGCACUUUUUCCCCUUCUCUGUGUCGUCCUUAUUCCCCUGUUUUUUAUCGUCCUCCAAAAGCCAUCCAAUUAAUAUGCUAAUGAGCUGAUAAAUAUUUAUAGGGUUUAAAUUAUGCAGAAAGCUUUCAGAGCCUGGUGUGAAAUGCGUCGCUCGCAGGACUUCAAAGCCUUGCAUUGCUAACGAGGCAGGGGCAGAUUUGCAUAUGGCUUUAAUCAGCUGAAUACUGAUUAUACUUCAUUAUAGAGUCGGGCGGGGGGCAGCUGCAGCACUUGUCGUUUGGUUCAUUCCAGCAAGAGAGAGAGAGAGGGUGAACUUUUUCCAGAAGUACAGACAAUCUUGGCGAGAGAGAGAGAGAGAGAGAGAGAGAGAGAGAGAGAGAGAGAGGGGCACUGUAAAGAGAGGGGCAGAGCUAUAAGAAAAGAAAAGGAGAGCUGUUUGCCUAAAUCCUGUUGGCUUUCCCAGUGUGCGUAUCCCAGUGUUGUUCAGUGAACCGUGCGGUGGACAGCACCACUGUGUCUGUGUGUAGCUCUGGUUGUAUUAAACUCCACUCACUGCUGACCAGUGGACAGUGAAGAGAGGGAGGAGUAGCGGGGAGGAACAGAGUGCCGGACACCCUGUCGUGGGUUUGCCUGGCAGAGGCAAUUUCCCUUGAUAGGUUCAGUAACCAUGCUGGAAAACACAGGUGCAGCAAGAGUGGAUGCUAAAGUGAAUAAUCAGUCACAAACUACUAAAUGUGCAAUGGAAAGUGGUGACGCGAACACCGGAAUCCAAGCCAAUGGGUUGGACUUUCAAAGGCAGGCGGUGUCAGCCACAAGUGCAAUCAGUAAUGCACAUGCACAAGCCCUCCUCCAACAGUUGACCCUGAGCCCAGCACAGCAGCAGCUGUUGAUCCAGCAGGCCCAAGCUCAGCUUCUUGCUGCAGCUGUGCAGCACUCGGCCAACCAGCAGAACAGCACCACUGGGGCCAGCAUCUCGGCCUCUGCAGCCACGCCCAUCACCCAGCUGCCCCUGUCGCAGCCCAUCCAGAUCACCUCUCAGUUACAGCAGCAGAAUCUCAGUCUGCCUCAGUUUGUCCUGGUUCAGCCCGGCCACCCGAUCGCCACACCACUGCAGCCUGCUCAGUUCAUCAUCUCACCGCAGGCACCGCAGGCCCAACAGGGCAUAUUGCAAGCCCAGAGCCUUCUAACUCAACUACCUCAAAGCCAAGCUAACCUCCUGCCAACUCAACCAAGCAUCACCCUUGCAACUCAGCCUGCAACUCCAACCCGCACGACAGCAGCCACACCUAUUCAGUCCCUGCCCCACAGUCAGACACCACCCAAACGGUUGGAUACUCCCACUCUAGAAGAGCCUAGUGAUCUGGAAGAGCUGGAGCAGUUUGCUAAGACCUUCAAACAGAGGCGUAUCAAGCUGGGCUUCACACAGGGGGAUGUUGGCCUGGCCAUGGGGAAGCUGUAUGGAAAUGACUUCAGCCAAACUACCAUCUCUCGCUUUGAGGCCUUGAAUCUGAGCUUUAAGAACAUGUGCAAACUCAAGCCAUUGCUGGAGAAGUGGCUCAAUGAUGCAGUUUGUGCAGAGAACCUGACAUCUGACCAGGCCCUGUCCAGCCCAAGUGCCCUAGGCUCCCCGGGCAUGGGCAUAGAGGGGAUUAACCGCAGACGGAAGAAGAGGACCAGUAUCGAGACCAACAUCCGCGUGGCCUUAGAAAAGAGCUUUCUGGAGCAGAACCAAAAACCUACCUCUGAAGAGAUCAGCUUAAUCGCUGACCAGCUCAACAUGGAAAAGGAGGUGAUUCGGGUCUGGUUCUGCAAUCGCCGGCAAAAAGAAAAGAGGAUUAAUCCGCCCAGCAGCGGCAGCAGUGGAGGAGGCAGCACCCCCAUCAAAACCAUAUUUAACCCCAGUAGCCCUUUGGUGGCCAGCACAGCCAGUCUUGUGAGCAGUCCAACUAUUAACACACCCACCACUCUGACUGUAAACCCAGUGAUGCCUCUUACCAGCACCAGCGUCUCCAGUUUGUCUUUCACAGGCACGACUGUUGGAGCCACAAACACCGCAUCUGUUAUCUCAGCUGCACCUAUGGUUACCACGGCAACCAGCUCUCCAUCUUUAAGCCCACCACCGACUUCUAUUCAGUCCACAACCACAGAGAGCAAGACUGCCACUCAGGCACAAGCUGUCGUCACCCAGGCCCCGACAUCCAUAGCCACUUCUUUAGGGACAGGUCAGGUGAUGGUGGCAGCUCCCGGGCUGUCUGCGGCGCUGCAGAGUGCUGCCCAGUUACCCACCAGCGCUAGCUUUGCUGCAAUGGCUGCUGCUGCAGGGCUCAAUCCAGGGUUGAUGGCAUCCUCCCAGUUCGCUACAGGGGGGGCCCUGCUCAGUCUGGCUCCUGGUAGCCUUGGCAGUGCACUGAGUCCUGCGCUCUUGAGCAACAGUACCCUGGCCACCAUUCAAGCUCUGGCGUCGAGCGGCACCAUCCCCAUCACUUCUCUGGAAGGUGGUAACCUGCUGUUCGCCAACACUUCUGCUGGUAACACGCCCAACCUGGUGACCACACCACUCUUCCUGAACCCCCAGAACCUGUCGCUGCUCACCAGCAACCCUGUCAGCCUGGUGUCAGCCGGGGCGGGGGGGCUGCAGGUCACUGCUGAUGCUCAUCAUCAAGCCACCACAGCUGCUGUGCCUGUGCAAGCCUCGACCAUUACCACUGCCUCCAAGGCUCAGUGAAGCCAGCGAGGCUGCAUCCUGAGUUGAUGCCCUCUUGUUUAUGUUGUGCACUACUCUUAUCACACCAUGUAGGGAGUAGGGAGGUUGUUUUAUAUAUAUAUAUAUAUUUAUAUAUGUAUAUACA
Monopterus albus (swamp eel) is the source of this 3980-nucleotide messenger RNA. RefSeq names its product POU class 2 homeobox 1b (gene pou2f1b). Gene Ontology annotation, cellular component: nucleus. Bases 1799 to 3856 code for a protein of 685 amino acids. Gene Ontology annotation, molecular function: RNA polymerase II cis-regulatory region sequence-specific DNA binding; DNA-binding transcription factor activity, RNA polymerase II-specific. The transcript has 14 exons. The record is from RefSeq and is a predicted model, not a curated record. Gene Ontology annotation, biological process: regulation of transcription by RNA polymerase II. Lineage: Eukaryota; Metazoa; Chordata; Actinopteri; Synbranchiformes; Synbranchidae.